Messenger RNA from Cryptosporidium muris RN66, 4347 nucleotides. RefSeq names its product E1-E2 ATPase family protein. Gene Ontology annotation, cellular component: membrane. Gene Ontology annotation, molecular function: ATP binding; ATP hydrolysis activity; P-type transmembrane transporter activity. The coding region runs from base 1 to 4347 and encodes 1448 amino acids. The transcript is spliced from 3 exons. Lineage: Eukaryota; Apicomplexa; Conoidasida; Eucoccidiorida; Cryptosporidiidae. The record is from RefSeq and is a predicted model, not a curated record.
AUGACUACAAAUAUUAUAUUCUUAUGUUUAAACAUUGUAACUAUUUCACCACCAAUCCUAAUGCUUGUUGUUUCAAUUAACAAGUAUGUAAUAUAUGAUCUGGAUAUGGAGUACUGGAUAGAUAAGGCCAAGUCUUUUGUCACCUUAUUUUUAUUGUCACUCUUUAUUGGGUUAAUACGUUAUUAUUUAUCUGAACGCUUUGAAACAGCAUUUAUGACUCGUUGUGACUUCUCUAAAUGUACCCAUAUUCAAGGUUGGGUUCAGAAAGUAUCUCCAUGUGAAUUUAGAAAUUUAUUAGAUGAAAAGAGAGAUUUUCUAGGGGAAGUGUCAAAUUGGUUCUUUAAUUUGUCUCAAUAUUUAAGUUGUAUUUUAAGGAAUAAUAGAAAAAAUUAUACAUGGUUUAUUAGUAAAGUAAAUGUAGAUGAAGCUGGAUUACGUUACUUUACAAAUGGUUUGAAGAAAUAUAUAUAUUCAGAGGAAACUAACUCAUUUUUUCCUCAAAAACAAUCUAAAGAAACUAAAGUAGAGGAUAUAUUGGAUAUCAUGAAAAACGGAGGUUUGGAUAACUCUAAAAUAUUAUACACAAGAGCACUUUAUGGAACAAAUAACUUCCCUUUGAAAUUAGAUUCCUUUAUUACAUCAAUUAAGCGUAAUAUUUUUAAUAUGAUAGUAUUACUUCAAUAUAUGAUGAUUUUAGCCUCAUUUUUUAUAGGAUGUACUUCAUUUUCUUUAUUUUGGAGUAUUUUGAUUAUUUAUAGUAUUACUCAAACAAUUAUUGAUGAGAGGAGAAACCAAGGAAAGCUUCAAAAAAUGAUAAAUAAUAUACAAUCCCUAAAUGUUUAUGUUAAACGAGAGAAUAAGAAAGUCUCUAUAGACUCUCAAGAUAUUGUACCUAUGGAUAUGAUAUUAUUAUCCGAAGGAGAUAAUAUUCAAUGUGAUUUAGUACUUGUUAAAGGUUAUUUAUUAGUUGAUGAAUCUAGUUUAACUGGGGAGAGCAUCCCAGUCCUCAAAAAACCUAUUACAGCUAAUUCUAAUUUAAAUAAUAUGAAUAAAAAAAUAGAAUUUUGUAAUCCAAUAUAUCGAGAUUCUAUUUUACUUGCAGGGACUAAAGUUAUCAAAUUUUAUGAUCAGGGUGAAUUAUGUAAACAAAAAGAAAUGGCUGAAGGUGUUGCAUUAAAUACUGGAGCUUUCACUUAUAGAUCUGAGAUAAUCAAUAGUGUACUCAUUGAAGAUACAAGUGAAAUAAACUUCCAUAGGAAUUUACCAUUAUUAUGGACAGUUUUGUUAAUUAUCAGUUUUAUUUUAAUAACAAAUCAAUUUAUUAUAAUGAAUUGGGCUUUAGGUAGUUUUUUCAUUGCUAUGGGAACUUCUAUGCAAUUAUUACCAAUUUGGGCUCCGGCUUGUGUAACAAAAUCAUUAAAUUCUUCAUCUAAACGUCUUGAAAAGCUUCACCAUAUUUUAACUUCAAUACCUCAACGUAUACCAUUUGCUAGUCAAAUAACGACACUUUUCUUUGAUAAGACAGGUACUCUUACUACUUUAGAAUAUAAUUUAAAAUUAAUUCAUCCAUUCAAUGAACAUUCUUCUGAAAUGAAAUGUUCAACUGAAAUUAAUUCUUUAUUAUUUUCUGCUUUAUGCACAUGCCAUUCAUUAUAUCCUAAAGCAUUCGAUGGGGAAUUAUUUCAUGGAGAUGCUAUGGAGAUUGCUAUGUUUGGUUAUACUAAUUACAGGAUACAUAUAAUAAAAGCUAAUAAUAAAUUUAGACGUUUUGUAAUUCCUAAAGAAUUAAAUAUUAAUACUGAUAUUUUAAACUGUAAUGAGGGUUUUGAGAUUAUUUGGAAUUUUGGUUUUGACCACUUUAAACGUCUUAUGAGUAUAAUAGUAAAGUGUAGACAAACUGGUCGAAUAUUCUUAUUUACUAAAGGGGCAUUUGAAGCCAUAUUGAGUGUAUCUGAUCCUUUAGCUAUACCAUCCAAUUUUAAAAGUAUAGCUGAAAAAUAUUCUGCUGAUGGUAGUUAUAUUAUUGCAGUAGCAUAUCGUGAUGUCACUUAUGCGGAUUUAAAUAAUUUGGAGGAUGUCCAACGCUCAAUAUUUGAGGUCUCUAUGACUCCUUUGGGAAUUUUAUCGUUUAUAAAUACUAUACGUACAGAAGCUGCUGAUACAGUUAAAGCUAUACAAAAUUCAAAUAUUCGUUGUAUUGUUUUGACUGGUGAUAAUUUACAGUCCGCCUUAAGUGUAGCAAGAAGAAUUGGUUUAUUAAAAGAUAAUACAAAUAAAGAUAAUCUAGACAACUGUCAUAUAAUUUCUAUAGAAAAUCAGGACUAUAUAAUAGUAAGUGGUGAACUUAUUAAUGAUACUCUCACAUUACAUAAUGAGCAGAUGGAAAUUGUUUCAUGCAAUGAAAUUGUAAAGAAUCCAUCGAAAUAUUUGUUGGCACUUACAGCUGAGGCUUAUAAUGCAUUGGAAGAUGUAAUAGUAGUUUCUGGAGUCGAGGGUAAUAUAAUAGAUGACAAACAAAGUUUACUUAAGAUUGUUACUAUGAAGGAUUUAAUUUAUUCAAGAAUUGCGAUUAUUGCGAGAUCAAGUCCUGAAGAUAAAUGUAAAGUUGUUUCAGAUUUUACAAAAUAUGGAGAAAUUACAGGUAUGAUUGGAGAUGGUUCAAAUGAUUCUGCAGCUAUGCGUGUAUCUCAUGUAGGAGUAACUUUAACAAAUCAUUCUACAACUGUUGUUGCUCCAUUUGCAAUUACUUCCAAUAAUCUUUCAGAUAUAACUAAUUUAAUUGCAGAAGGUCAUAAUUGUGCAGUAACUUCCCACUCAUUAUAUUUAUAUAUGUUACUCAGUGGUAUUCCUGUGGUAUUUUGUAAAAAUAUCCUUUUAUAUUUUGCUCAGGCCAACAUACCAAUGAUGGGAUAUUUUUAUUAUGAUUUGAUUGUAAAUUUACCCAGUAUGUGGAGUCUUAUACAUUGUAAAACUAAAAAUAAAUUGGCAUCAUAUAAACCUGAAACCUCUCUUAUUUCAUUGAAUUCUCUAUAUAAAGUAGGAAGUAUAUUCUUAAUUGUUAUAAUCUUUUAUUGUGUAAUAUUAUUUAGAGCUUCUAACCAAUCUUGGUUCAUAUCAAGUUAUAAUAGAAAUAUUACUAUUGAUGCACAUCUUGAAGUUAGACAAGAUGGUUUUGAAUCAGCUAUGACAUGGUUAUGGCUAUGUUUUCUACAUUCCCAUAUGUCUAUUAUAUUUGCUUUUGGUGGAGAUCAUAGAGAACCAUUUUAUAAAAAUAAAAUUCUCUUGUUUACUUGGUCGGCAGCUCAAUUAGGACUUAUUUGGUUGAUUUUUUCACCUCCAAAUCCUAUAACUUGCUGGUUCAAGGUUAAUUGUAUUAAUGAAAUACCUAACUACUUUUCAAUUUUCGAUCUAUAUAAGAUAGAAUUUACUAAAUUCAAUGCAUCAGAGGGACAUAAUGUAUUUCCCUUACCAUGGAAAUUUGAAUUCAUAUUUUGGACUGUUGUUGCUGCUUCUAUUAUGGGGCUAUCAUACUAUUACUUUAACAUCAGGAAAAAUGGCUUUAAGCUAAAAAAGAAACGUAAUUCCCUUAAAAUGACAGUAUUACUUCAAUAUAUGAUUAUUUUUGUUUUAUUAUUUAUCGGAUACCCCCUAUUUUCAGUAUUUUGGAUUAUAUUAAUUUUUUAUAGUAUUAUUCGAACAAUUAUUGAUGAGAAAAGAAUCCAGAAUAAACUUAAGAAAAUGAUAAAUAAUAUACAAUCCUUAAAUGGUUAUCUUUUGGUUGAUGAAUCUUGUUUAACUGGGGAGAGCAUCCCAGUUUUUAAGAAGUCAAUUACAAUUAACCUAAGUUCAAAUAACAUAAAUACAAAAAUAGAAUUUUGUAAUCCAAUAUAUCGAGAUUCUAUUUUACUUACUAGGACUAAAGUUAUCAAAUUUUAUGAUCAGGGUGAAUUAUUUAAACAAAAAGAAAUGGCUGAAGGUGUUGCAUUAAAUACUGGAGCUUUCACUUAUAGAUUUGAGAUAAUCAAUAGUGUACUCAUUGAAGAUACAAGUGAAAUAAACUUCCAUAGGAAUUUACCAUUAUUAUGGACAGUUUUGUUAAUUAUCAGUUUUAUUUUAAUAACAAAUCAAUUUAUUAUAAUGAAUUGGGCUUUAGGUAGUUUUUUCAUUGCUAUGGGAACUUCUAUGCAAUUAUUACCAAUUUGGGCUCCGGCUUGUGUAACAAAAUCAUUAAAUUCUUCAUCUAAACGUCUUGAAAAGCUUCACCAUAUUUUAACUUCAAUACCUCAACGUAUACCAUUUGCUAAUCAUAUAACAAUACUUUUUUUUUUGAAAAGAGGCACUGACUAA